AUGCCAGCGAAGAAAAAGUCUGCGGCUCAUGAUGCCGAGAAGGGGGAGCUUCUGCGUCAAGCGGAGCUGCGGAAACUCGCCGAAGAGCAGGAGCGUCUGCACAAACUGGAGACGGAAGCACGUCAACGGCUGGAGGGGGAGUGGAGGCGCGCCUUGGACGAUGAGUGUCAGCGGCAGAUGGAAAUUCGCCGCGCCAUCACCGACUGGGAGUUGAAGUUGACGUUCGAGGUUCGCGAGCAGCAGUUGCGAGACGACCUCGAACGCAAAGACUGCGAGUGUCGCGAGCUCCGCGCAAAGUUGAAUGGAUUGCAGUUGAGCGUUGAAACCAUGAUGCAGGAUCGGGAAUCCGCCCUGCGGCGGGUGGCCAUGUUAAGCAACGAACUUGAACUCGCACAGAUGAAGAGCGUCGAGGCAGAGGCUGCGUUCGACGAGAAAAUUCGCGAGACUUACGCACGACUGCGGGAAGUGGAAAGUUUACGCGAUGAGUCAGUGGACGCAUAUAGUGGACUGAAGAUGGAGUGCGAGCGUCUCAAGAGGGGGAAUGAGGAAAUACAGGCCAAGUUGGACGCUGUCCAGGCGGCGCAGGCCACGGAUCUCUCGGCUAUUGAUGCUCAACUUUUACAGGUGCAUCCGCAAAGCACCGACGCAGAGACGGCACUACUGUUAAAAGUUCUCAACGAGGAAGUAGAGAAACACCGCGAGACGGUACGUUUGCUUCAAUCUGAGCUUGAACGAAAGGGUCGAGAUGAUGAGAAAGGAAGUGUGCUUAUCAGUCUUCUUAACUCCCAACUGGAGUCCUCGCGGGAUGAGUGCAAACGGCUUCAUGAGCUUUCCACGGAUAGGCGGAGGGAACUAGAGGCUGUGCAGUCCCUGCUGGAUGGUGAACGUGAGAAGACGAAAACACUCUACCGUGAUCUUGACAAGGCAUACGCGGAGGCGACUGUGGAGCGUAGGCAGUUCACUCUGGAGAUUGGUGUACAUAAGGCGCAGGUGGGGGAACUCACCAAUACUUUGGAAAGGGUAAACGCAGAGCUGUCAGAGUUGAAGGAGCAGUUUGAUGCCCACCGUGCCAAGGCUGCGGAACGUGAGCAGUACGACUUUCAGGUGAAUGUCUCCCUCAAAGGAGAGGUGGAACAGCUCAAGAAGGAUCUUAAUAAAAUGGUGGAGGAAAUGCGUAUUGCUGGCGACGAUGCGUACACAAAGAAGGCGCUUUUGCGUGCGGAAAUUGAGAGUCUUAAGAUACGUCUGCAAAAAUUACAGGAGAACGCGGAAAAGAAUGAGCGGGAGGCGUUUGAGACGAUAGCAGUGCUGCGCGCCACAACAGAACGGCUGCAGGAGGAGAAGGUGACUAUGGUGCGUACCACUGAAGAGGACACGCGGAAGCUGCGGGAUAAUUUGACGUCUCUGGCCGCCGCACGUGAUGCUCUUCAGGCCCUUUUUGAUAAAUUAAAGGCACAGAAGGAGGAGGUUGAAAAGGACCUGUUUGAAAAACUUCUUCGCAUGACGGCAAACCACGACCGCCUGCAUGAGGAUCUGCAGCAGGCCAGGACGGCGUACGCGGCCCGCGAGAAGGAGUUCGUCGAGAACGCCAUUUUUCUUAACGCGGAGAAGGAAACACUGAAAAGUACAGUGGAGGAACUUACUGAAAAGCUUGCGCGGCGGACGCAGGAGCACGCGCAGCAUGUGCAGAGCAUCACGGAAGAACUCACCGCACUCAAGGCAAGGGCGGAGAAGCAGCUGAAGGCACACCAAAGUGCCCAGCGGUCGGAGACGGAACGUGCUAGCAACGCAGAGGCGGAGGUGCAGGCACUGAAGCGGCAGGUAGCGGAGCUGGAGCUGCUGUUGGCGACGAGGCGACGCGAGCGUGAUGAGAUGGAGCAGGCGAUGAAAUGUGAGAUUCGUGAGCUUCGGCUGGAACUCAACGCGGCAAAGCGUACAAUUGAGCGGUUUGAGUGCGCCCUUGGUGACACCUCGUACAAGUCUUUGUGUGAGGCAAACGACCGCAUGCGUCGGGACUUGGAGCAGCAGCGCGAAAAGGUGGCGGUGCUUAACGACACGAUCGCCUCAAUGAAGGUGGAGUCAACCGUCAUGGAAAGCUACAAGGAGAAGAUGCUUGCCGACAAGAAUGAGCGGUACUCCAGGCGUGUUCAGCAACUAGAGGCGUUACGACAGAUUAUGAACCCACUUUUUUUUGAGCUACGUUCUAUUGUUGAAAGGCACGGUCUUGUAGGUGUACUGCGUCGCGAUCUUGAUGCGUUUGAUGAUCACGUGCGACGAUCACGUCUGGCGACAGGGCAUGAGAAGUGGCAUAACGCCCCCGCUUCCCCUCUGGAAAAGGCGGCUGCAACAAGUAAUGCCAACUGCCGUGCAUCAACUUUCGAAAAUGGCUAUCCAACUUUACCUGCGGUUGAUCCUCAACGUGCAUUCCAAAGCGACGAUGCUGAAAGGUGCCGCUUUUUCCCACGGAAACCGGCGUCCGCAGUUCUGCAACCGCAAGAACAACAACCGUCAUCCAUCAUGAAUGAGCUUCCAAGCAUUGUUUGA
Molecule: messenger RNA, 2544 nt
Organism: Trypanosoma rangeli
Lineage: Eukaryota; Euglenozoa; Kinetoplastea; Trypanosomatida; Trypanosomatidae
Exons: 1
Coding region: 1-2544 (847 amino acids)
Source: RefSeq, a predicted model, not a curated record